Messenger RNA from Drosophila subpulchrella, 888 nucleotides. RefSeq names its product sulfhydryl oxidase 2-like. The transcript has a single exon. Gene Ontology annotation, biological process: protein folding. The record is from RefSeq and is a predicted model, not a curated record. Gene Ontology annotation, molecular function: protein disulfide isomerase activity; flavin-dependent sulfhydryl oxidase activity. Gene Ontology annotation, cellular component: Golgi membrane. The coding region runs from base 1 to 888 and encodes 295 amino acids. NCBI's taxonomy places the organism in Eukaryota, Metazoa, Arthropoda, Insecta, Diptera, Drosophilidae.
AUGGCCAGCUCAGCAGAUUUAUGGGUACUACUGUUUUGUGUCCUGCUUUUCAGCUCCGGAGUGAUGUCCCAGUAUUUCCACGCAGUUGCCGUAAAAGAGAACUUAAAGAGUCUCGGAGUCAAAUCAGAUGAAAAACCAUCCACAACUGUGCGGGUUUACCAAGCCGAUAUGCUCAAGGGUAUCGAAGACUUUAUUGUCACAAUUCUACCAAAUGUACCACUUAUAGACUGGAAAAGUAGGAACGCACUGGAUGAAUUCAUGGGACUUCUUAAAAAUUUUCAGCCACUAAGUAAGAGAGAAGAUGAUCUGAUGUAUGGGCUUCAGUGGGACGUAAAGCAAUCUAAUGGUCUGACUGGGAAGCAGUUAUCUGAAAAAUUAAAAUCCAGAAAAGACUUUGGACGAGUCUUUAAUACCAAGAACUACAUUGGCUGUGCAUCCUCCAAGCCCCAUGAGCGGGGCUACCCAUGCGCCUUGUGGAUAUUGUUUCACCAUUUGCUAGAUCGAAAUGUGUAUGCCAUACCUCCCCAUAUUCACCAAUACGCACCUGGCGACAUAUUAUCAAUUUUUCGCAAUUUCAUCAAGUAUUUUUAUCAAUGCCCGCAGUGCGUUGACAAUUUCGAGGGGAUGUUCAAGCGCAGGCCCAUAGAUUCCGAAAUGACACAUAAAGAGGCGAUACUCUGGCUGUGGGCAACCCACAAUGAAUUCAACAAACUCACUGCUAAUCAACCCGGAGAUCCUAUGUUCCCGAAGGUCCAGUUUCCCACUGCUGAUAUGUGUCCACCCUGUCGGAACAACAACUCUAGCUGGCGUACUAACGAAGUGCUGAAAUAUUUAAAGCGUCUGCAUCGCUUUCAUAAUUUAAGCCGCUACGGAAUCCCCAAUUUGUAA